AUGAAACUCAUGGCAGUCCUAGUAGAAGACGUGGAAAUUGAUCAAUCAUCUGAUGCUGAUGAUGAUAUACUCAUGCUUAAGCAUUUGCAAUCUCUUGGAUAUGAGUACAAAUUAAUAUCAUGGCACUCACCUCCUGCUUCUCUAGAUCACUUUGAUCUAUGCCUUGUACGUAUUGCAUACGGCUACCACACAUCUCCCGAUGCUUUUCUUCAACUAAUCAAACGGUUUAACGAAGCGGGAGUAACCGUUCUAAAUCCUCCAAAAAUGAUCAAUUGGAAUUAUCAUAAAAAAUAUCUUCUUGAACUGCGCAACCAAGGUUUUCUUCUUCCUUCAACUUAUUUGAUCGAACAAACAGCCUCAGCUCCUAAACUUUCGAGUAUUAUGGCUGAAACAGAUAUUUAUUCAGCAGUGAUUAAACCAGCUAUAUCUGCAAGCGCAACGUCUACGUUCAGAAUUACUCUACCAGUCUCGUCUGAUAUGCAGAAAAACUUCGAAGAAAUACUUGAAAAGCACGAUGUUCUCGUCCAAGAAUUUAUGACAGAAAUUGCACAGGGAGAAAUCUCACUGAUUUAUUUGUCAGGACAGUACAAGUACGCUGUCAAAAAAAUACCAAAGACAGAUGGGGGUUGGUUAGUACAAAGUGAACACGGUGGACGUACCAUUGAAUAUCAGGCUGAGCAAAAUGAAAUAAAGGUAGGCGACAAGAUAAUGUAUUGGCUCGAGCAAAAAUUUGGUAAAUUUCCACUUUAUGCACGGAUUGAUGGCAUUAAAACGGAGAAUGGAUUUUCACUUAUGGAAGUUGAAUUAAUUGAGCCGGGUUUGUUUUUUUCUAAGAAUGCUGCAAAAAUAGCACUUUUUGGACACGCGCUUACAAAAUAUAAUGAAGCUUAA
Messenger RNA from Didymodactylos carnosus, 891 nucleotides. NCBI's taxonomy places the organism in Eukaryota, Metazoa, Rotifera, Eurotatoria, Philodinida, Philodinidae. The record is from the annotation of a GenBank genome assembly.